AAUGCCACUGCGCAUGUCCGAAAGCUUAUUCAACAAACAUGGCGGCGUCGUACGUGAGGACAGUACUAAAAGGUGUACACCUUGUCUCUGGCCGGUGGCUCCUAACACAGAGCAGCCAUACCACGGCAGUGUGUCAGUGUUUGCGGCUGCACGCUGCUCGGUGUCGACCUCUACAUGUCUCUCCUGCUGCCUCCCUGUGCAGCUCCAGGACAGAGCCGCAGAAGAGCAGCACCCGCACAGACAACAGGAGAGCCGAGGAGGAGGAGGAGGAGGACGGUCCGGAGUACAUCCCCAGGAGAAAGGCGAAGAAUCCCAUGACGACGAUUGGUUAUGCCUGGAUGAUUGGCCUCCCAACAGGUAUCAUCGCCUUCAUCCUGGCCAAGAGAGAAGUGGACAAGAACCGACUGAAGCAGCUGAAGAUUCGACAGAGGAUGAAAAGGUCAACCGAGGGAAAAUAUGAAGGCAGCCGCUACCGGCGUCACACCGAGGAGGUUAACGUGGACCGAUAAUGUUCAUCCUGAAUGUCGCAACUGAUUUGGUGAGUCCUGCACUCCAUGCCCAAGACUGAGUAGAGGAGAAUUGCAUGAGCUUUACUGAUAACAUCCAAAAGCCCUGUGAGACAUUCAGAACUGGGUUACUGUUUGUUCUGUGGAUUGAUGCAGGAAAUCCAGGAAGGGACGUGCCUGCAACAAAGCCUUUCAUCCGGACUGUUUUUUUUCUUCCUCUUGAAUAUAGAUGGUUCAUAUUAUAAAUUUGACCACUUCAUUAAAUCCAGAGAAUGACCACAUACAUUAUUUAUAAGCCAUCACGCUGAAGUUCUAUAGAAAUAAGAGGAAAUAAAUAAAAAUGUAUAUUUAUAAAUGAACUUUUCUUUAAACAUAAAUUGUAACUGAUACAGCUGCACAUGAAUCACAUCAAUUUCAAAUAAAAAUCUUUUAUUUGAUAUGAAAAGGCAAAUGGAUUCUCUUCAGCAUUGAUAUGUAUAUUUACAAACCCAUACCCCUUACUAUCUAUGCCACACAGUCAGAAUGUUGCCAUAUCUGUUGAGAGUUUAGGGUUAUAUGAAACUUUGGUCUGGGUGGAGGACCAGCCGGGUGGGGUUGAUUAUGUCAAGAGGUUUUGGACAGUGAGGCAGUUUGGCUGUAGCGCUCUGACUUUGGAAAUCUUGACAGUGUUUCAACGGGAAUGAUUGUGCUGUCCCAUGUGGAAAACCCCACCCUGCUGGCACACUCAGCAUCUGACCCAGAUCUGACUGUAAACAAGAAUAUAUAAACAGAUACAUACAGUAUGUAACAAUACUAUAAAAGCUUAUGAGUAUAACCCUGUACAUCUUAAAGUAAAAAAUGUAAUCUCACAAACAUUGUCAUUGUGAAGGCACUAUAGUGAUGUAGAAUGUAAAUACAAUAGAGCAACACAUGUAUCAAAGACCAUCAGCAAAGUCUUGCUGGCAUGAACCAGCAGAUCUGAGGCUGUCGUCACUGAGCUGUACUUCAGGGGUGGGCAUGUCAAUCCUUUAAGUACUGAUAAUACAAAUAGUAAGUGUUGAGCAUAUCCAUACUAGUGACUCAGGAUCAAUACCAGAUGUCCAAGUGUUAUAUCGUACAUUAUGUAACAUCACAUUUUGGGUACAUCGGCACUCAUCUGAGAGCAGCACUGUUUGCUUUACAUAUGUUAGUUCAAUGCGUUCACACUGAACACUGAUUUACUGUUAAACCCUACUUUGAAUUUUAAACUUCCAUGUGAUAGAAGCAGUAGGUCAAUAUUUUUGAGAGACUUUCUUGCUGAGAGCUAGAUGAGAUGACGGAUACUGCUCUCAUCCCCGUACGGUAAAUAUGAAACUACAGUGAGCUAGCUGUUGCAUUUAGCUUAGCUUAGCAUAAUGACUGGAAAAGGCGGAACAGUGAGCCAGGCGCUCAUCAUAGAUAAAAUUCCACCUACCAGCCUCUAACGCUCACUAAUCAACACAUUGUAUUUGCUUGUUUAAUGCAUAUAAAAACCAAAGUGUAAAAAUGGCACAUCCAGUUGAGACUGUAGGAAUUUACAGCUCAUGGACGAGAAAAUGUGUAGAAUGUAAUCCCUGUUAAAGCAUAACCUGGCA
Messenger RNA from Lates calcarifer (barramundi perch), 2098 nucleotides. Its product is annotated as DUF4748 domain-containing protein. Lineage: Eukaryota; Metazoa; Chordata; Actinopteri; Centropomidae. The record is from RefSeq and is a predicted model, not a curated record. The transcript has 3 exons. Bases 39 to 509 code for a protein of 156 amino acids.